Messenger RNA from Canariomyces notabilis, 1515 nucleotides. Its product is annotated as cyclophilin-like protein. Gene Ontology annotation, cellular component: nucleus. NCBI's taxonomy places the organism in Eukaryota, Fungi, Ascomycota, Sordariomycetes, Sordariales, Chaetomiaceae. The transcript is spliced from 2 exons. The record is from RefSeq and is a predicted model, not a curated record. Gene Ontology annotation, biological process: protein peptidyl-prolyl isomerization. Bases 1 to 1515 code for a protein of 504 amino acids. Gene Ontology annotation, molecular function: RNA binding; peptidyl-prolyl cis-trans isomerase activity.
AUGUCAGUACUCCUCGAAACCAGCGCGGGCGACAUAGUGAUCGACCUACUGGUCGAUUACGCGCCCAAAAUGUGCGAGAACUUUCUCAAACUCUGCAAGGUCAAAUACUACAACUUCUCGCCGAUCCAUUCGAUACAAAAGUCCUUCUCUUUCCAAACCGGCGAUCCUCUCGGACCCCUGGCCGCACAAUCCGAUGGCGGCACCUCGAUCUGGGGACUUCUCUCCGGCGACAAGGCCGACAAAACCUUCCCCGCCCUCUUUCACCCGAAGCUGAAGCACCUUGAGCGAGGCACUGUCAGCAUGGCCACCGCCCCACAUCCGUCAGAUCCAGACGUUCGCGUUGCCGGCUCGCAGUUUAUCGUCACUCUCGGGGACAAUACCGACUAUCUAGACGGCAAGGCCGCCAUCUUUGGCAAGGUGGUGGAGGGUUUCGACGUGUUGGAAAAGAUCAACGAUGCCAUCGUGGACGAGCGCGGGCACCCUCUCGUCGACAUACGCAUCAAGCAUACCGUUGUGCUCGACGACCCCUACCCAGACCCAGCAGGCCUGCGGGAACCCAGCAGCUCACCGCCUCCAACCAAGGCGCAGCUUGCGACUGUUCGAAUUGGAGAGGAUGAGGAGCUACUAGACGAGGAAGCUAAUGAGGCUGCCGCCGCGGAAGCAGAGCGGAGACGAAAAGAGCGCGAAGCCGCGGCGCAAGCCCUGACGCUGGAAAUGAUGGGUGACUUGCCGUUUGCCGAGGUCAAACCACCGGAAAACGUUCUCUUCGUCUGCAAGCUGAAUCCUGUCACGACCGAUGAAGACCUAGAGCUCAUCUUCAGUCGCUUCGGCAAGAUACUGAGCUGCGAGGUGAUUCGAGACCACAAAACAGGGGACAGUUUACAAUACGCCUUUAUCGAGUUUGAAGAUCAAAAGAGCUGCGAGGAAGCCUAUUCCAAGAUGGAUGGAGUCCUCAUCGACGACAGGCGCAUUCAUGUCGACUUUAGUCAGAGCGUCAGCAGGCUGAGUGACGUGUGGCGCAGCGAGACCAACAAUAAGCGGAAGAAAGCUGCUUCCAGAGGGAAAGGUGGCUGGGGCGGAGUGAAAGAGCUGGAGAAGUGGCGACAAUAUCGGAACGAGGACGUUGAACCUGACGACGAUGAGCGUUAUGAAAUGGUUCAUGGUAUGGAGGAUUUGCAUGGCCGACACAGGAACAAUAGGGAUUCCAGGGGACAAGGCCCGAGGGAUCGGGAUCCGGAUACCGCAACCCGACGAGAUGGUCGUUCUCCAGACCGGCGUCGGGACCGGUACCGAUCUGGACGUGACGGAAGGAGUCGCGACGAUGAACGUCGCAGUCGGAGUCCCAGGAACUACCGGCACCAGGAUGGCUAUCACGGGCGUUCAGGGGACUUUGGUAAAAGCCGAGACGGUCGAGAGAGGACUGGCAGAGAUUCACGGUAUCACGAUCGUGGUUUCGGAAGGGGUACGGACAGAGAAAGGGAUCGAGACCGGAGCAGACGUUCUAGAAGCAGGUGA